Andrographis paniculata is the source of this 2617-nucleotide messenger RNA. Its product is annotated as bZIP transcription factor 29-like. Gene Ontology annotation, biological process: regulation of DNA-templated transcription. Gene Ontology annotation, molecular function: DNA-binding transcription factor activity. Lineage: Eukaryota; Viridiplantae; Streptophyta; Magnoliopsida; Lamiales; Acanthaceae. The transcript is spliced from 6 exons. The record is from RefSeq and is a predicted model, not a curated record. The coding region runs from base 400 to 2127 and encodes 575 amino acids. Gene Ontology annotation, cellular component: nucleus.
UUGGCAAGUAAAGGAGUAAAGGCAGGAGGAGCAGUAGUAGUAGCAGCAGCAGUAAGUAUAGCAAUAGCAUCGCAGCAAGCAAGCAGUAGUGAUGAGUCAUGAAGCCCGUGCAAUAGUCAUACCAGUCGCUGUCUUCGCCAUAAGCAGAAAGAAAUCUGCCUGCUUGCUUGUACAAGAGAGGAGGAGAAGAGAAGAGAGGAGACGGGGAGACCAAUUAUUCCUGCACUCUUUAUUUAUGGCACGCUCACUGCCUCAAUUUCCCCGCAAUUCUGGCGGAUAAUCUCCAUAUCCUGCGCACCUCCUCAGAAUGUUGACGUGUGUGGAGGAGUUACGGUGAUCUUUGUUUCGGUAUUUAGAGGUUUCUUAGAUUGAUCGGCUUCCGACAGUGAUACUUAAGAAAUGGCUAGCGAUAGUGAGGAAGUUAAUUCGCAAAGAGCUCAAUCUUCCUUCGGAACAUCUCCAUCUUCACUUGCUAAACCACCUCAUGCCCUUCCGAUGAGCCAACCCGAUGUACCUCUGCUAAACAUGCCACAGUUUCGAGGCCAGAUUCGACAAAUCCCACCCAAUUGGGGGGUUGAAAAUACUGGUAAAAGAGUUGGCAUUCCACCCUCACACCCACAAAUUCCUCCGAUUUCACCUUAUUCACAGAUCCCAGUGAAUCGGCCUGUCAAUCAGCCGGCAGGAGUGCAAAAUUUCAGUGGUUGUAGUAGCAGUUCAAAGCCGAGCCAUGCUCGGUCGUUGUCACAGCCAGCUAUUUUUGCCCUUGAUUCAUUGCCGCCAUUGAGCCCUUCACCAUAUCGAGACUUGCCUUUGAAUUCUGUAUCUGACCAUUUAUUAGCGGAUGUGCCUAUGGAGGAUAGGAAUGAGAGCUCACAUUCUUUGCUGCCGCGGUCACCUUUUACAGGGGGUGGUUUAAUUAGAGUUGGUGAAACUCUUCCUCCAUCUAAGGCUCACAGAAGGUCCAACAGCGAUAUCCCAUUUGGAUUUACAUCUAUGCAUUCUUCACUGCUGACUCCACCAUUGAGAAGUCCUAGUGCUUUAGAUUGGUCAGCGACUGCAAGAGGUAAUUCAGGUGAUCACCCGAAGCAGUUGGUUAAAACAGAAUUGAGUUGGGAGAAAGGAGGUGAGAGCAAUGUUGAAGGGAUGGGGGAGAGAAAAUCGGAAGGAGAGGUAGUUGAUGACCUUUUUUCUGCUUACAUGAAUUUGGAGGACAUGGACAAGUUCAAUAAUAAUUUUGGUGCCGAUGAGAAGCUUGAGAAUGAUAAUCGAGAAGAUUUAGAUAGUAGAGCUAGUGGCUCCAAGACAAAUGGAGGUGACACCAGUGAUAAUGAAGCGACCAGCAGCAUCAAUGAAAGUGGGAAUAGUACACAUAAAGGGGGAGUAGCUUCACUGCCUGCAAAGAGGGAAGGGAUCAAAAGGAAUGCUGGGGGAGACAUUGCUCCAACUACUCGGCACUAUAGAAGCUUCUCAAUGGAUAGUUUCAUGGGAAAUAUGAACUUUGGGGAUGAUUCUUCGAAGAUGCCUCCAUCCCCAGGAGCCCAUCUGGGCCAACUCUCUCCAUCAAACUCAAUAGAUUCAAACUCGAAUAGUUUCAACAUGGAGUUUGGGAAUGGUGAGUUUACUGGAGCUGAACUGAAGAAAAUUAUGGCUAAUGAGAAACUUUCUGAGAUCGCAUUAAGCGAUCCCAAGCGGGCUAAAAGGAUCCUAGCCAACAGGCAAUCUGCUGCUCGUUCAAAAGAGCGAAAAAUGAGAUAUAUAGCUGAGUUGGAACAUAAAGUACAGACUUUACAAACUGAAGCAACCACAUUAUCUGCCAAGCUUACUAUGCUACAAAGGGACUCUGCUGGCCUCACUAGCCAGAACAAUGAGCUGAAGUUUCGGUUGCAGGCAAUGGAGCAACAAGCCCAACUUCGAGAUGCUCUGAACGAGGCGUUGACGGCUGAGGUGAGUCGCCUAAAGAUUGCAACGGCUGAACUAAGCGGAGACACCUCAAAGUUUGAGCAGCUUUCAAUCAACAGCACCCAGAUAUACCAGCAUCAAGCAACCCAACUCAACAUGCAUCAGACACAAUCCCAGCAGCCAAAUGGCACCGGAAACACAUCUACAGAAAAUGAAUCAAACCAAUAAUCUUGGAGUGGAAGGGGACAUUGUUUGAAAACAUGCUGAGGUGGAGUUGGUGAUCAUUGGUCUAGGACUAGGAGGAGCUCCAUGUUUGUUGGUGGAUCCGGUGUCAGUCUGUCUGGUAUUUGGUGAAGUAAGUAUUUGUCUCGAUUUUAUUAUAUGUAGGUAUACAUACAUAUAUAUGUGUAUAUAUAUAUAUACACACACUAAUAUAUGUCCCAUUAACACAUUCUAUCCCCAUACAUAAUAUGUAUUGUGAGGAUAGGGAGAUAGAGUUUAUUUUUGGGACAGGAUCCGGUGUGUGUGUGUAUAUAUUAUGAGGCAGGUGAUGAGAUGGCAUUAGAUUUCCGUGUAUGCAAUUAUGCAUGCAUGUAUGUAUGUAUGUGUGUUAUGACUUAGAUGAGGCAGAAAUCGCGGCGUUAAUCAUGUUGUGGACAUAAUUUGACCCACCCAUGAAUAGAAUAGGAUAAGACAGCUGGAUUUGUCAAAGACAAAA